AUGUCGUACAACGACAGCUCGGUCACACGCGGGUUCAGCUUCAACAGCAGCGACAACGGUUGGCCGAUACCACCUGCACGAUUCAGGCAAGAGGUGAGCACGUGGGGUCACUGCUAGUGAGUGAUGUUAGGUCAAUACUGACCAGCAGCACCGAGAACGGCGACCUUGGUAGCGGCAGAGCGCGAGGUCGAGAAGGCACGACGGCCGAGAGCGCGGGUAGCGAUGGGGGAGAUCAUGAUGACUGGAGGGGCACCAAGGGAAGCCGUCAGUAUUACAUACGUGGCUGUAACGAGGACGGUACCCACUUUUUUGGGGGGGAAGGUGUGUUUACGGCGGAAAGGAGAGCGAUGACGGAACUGGCGGCGGCGCGGGCGGCGCAGUGCAUUUGUCCGAGUUCUUCCGGCGGUAAUAGUGCGGUAAUGCUCGCCGGCAGGGAAUUCAAAAUGGAGCAGGAUUCCUCUCGACUUGAUGCCAUCCACGCCGUUUGGGGCAAUGCAUCGACGAAGAUAAACAGGUACUACAAUGCACAAAUGUAUGGUAUACAAGAUGGGUGCUAA
Molecule: messenger RNA, 557 nt
Organism: Microbotryum saponariae
Lineage: Eukaryota; Fungi; Basidiomycota; Microbotryomycetes; Microbotryales; Microbotryaceae
Source: the annotation of a GenBank genome assembly